Messenger RNA from Drosophila sulfurigaster albostrigata, 2903 nucleotides. RefSeq names its product protein deltex (gene dx). The record is from RefSeq and is a predicted model, not a curated record. Gene Ontology annotation, cellular component: nucleoplasm. NCBI's taxonomy places the organism in Eukaryota, Metazoa, Arthropoda, Insecta, Diptera, Drosophilidae. The coding region runs from base 340 to 2676 and encodes 778 amino acids. Gene Ontology annotation, biological process: protein ubiquitination; Notch signaling pathway. The transcript is spliced from 5 exons. Gene Ontology annotation, molecular function: zinc ion binding; ubiquitin protein ligase activity.
UAUCGAUGUUUCGCCACCACUAAUUAUCAUUUGCGCUUGCGCCCAAAAUGUUGAAAUUUGCAUAUAAAUUUAAUUAAAGUGCGAUCGAAUUAAAAUUGAAGAUCAUUCGCAGUGUGUUUUUGUGUGAAACAUUAAAGUGCCUGCUCAAAUUAAAAAAAGUGUCGCAUUGUCGCAGUCGCAGUGUCAGCAGCUCAAAUGUAAAUGCAUAAAACAGAGAAAGAGAAUCAGAACCAAAACACACUUAUUGACUGAUCAACUAACUGACUGACUGAUUGAGUGAUUGAUGAUAAAUGCAAAUAUUGCAUUAAAAUGAAGUGACCAACGCAAUUCACACAAAAUAUGGCCAGCAAUGUGGCUGGUGUUGCAGUUGGAGCUGGUUCAGUUGCUGGUGCUGGUGGUGGUGGAGCUGCUGGUCAAUCAUCAACCAUGACCAUCAAUCAUACGCAUGCCGUUUGUGUCUGGGAAUUCGAAGCAUCGCGCGGCGGCGGCAAAUGGUUGCCAUAUUCUCCGGCAGUGUCCCAGCACUUGGAGCGUGCGCACGUCAAGAAAUUAACCCGCGUCAUGCUGAGUGAUGCAGACCCCAGCCUGGAGCAAUACUAUGUGAAUGUUCGCACAAUGACACAGGAGUCGGACACCGAAUCGGAAGCGGGAGGCCUCCUCACGAUCGGAGUGCGACGCAUGCUCUAUGCGCCCAGCAGUCCGGCGGGAAAGGGCACCAAGUGGGAGUGGUCGGCGGGUGGCAGCGGAGGGGACAUCGGCGGUGGCGGUGGCAGCGGUGGCAACUGCUGUGAUUGGCGACCCUACAACAUGCAUGUGCAGUGUAUCAUUGAGGAUGCGUGGGCGCGUGGAGAACAAACGUUGGAUCUGUGCAACACAAACAUCAGCCUGCCAUACACCAUCAACUUUUGCAACCUGACGCAAAUGCGACAGCCGAGCGGCCCAUUGCGAAGCAUUCGCCGUACACAGCAGGCGCCGUAUCCGUUGGUCAAGCUGACGCCACAGCAGGCGCUGCAGUUGAAAACAACAAACAACAGCAAUGGCAACAGCAAUGGUCAGCAGCAGCAGCAGCAACAACAACAACGCAACAAUACGUUGCCCAAAAUGGGCACAAUGUUGCCGCCAAUGCAUCGACAGCAACAUCCGUUGCCCAUGUCAGUGAGCAACAGCCAUCAGCAGCAGCAGCAGCAUCAACAUUUGCAGCAACAGCAUCAGCAACAUCAACAGCAACAUCAACAGCAUCAUCAGCAACAGCAUCAACAGCAGCAGCAUCAACAGCAACAGCAGCAGCAGAGGAAGCCACACAAAAAGCACAGCGAAAUCUCAACCACAAAUCUGCGUCAGAUACUCAACAAUCUCAACAUCUUUGGCAGCAGCACGAAGCACAGCAGCAGCAGCAACAACCACAACAACAAUCACAAUCAUGGCCACAGCAAUGGGCAUUUGGUGGGCGGCGCCUCCGCAAGCUCCUCGAAUGUGGCGGGCUCAACGCUGCAUUUGAUGCAACACCAACACCAGCAGCAACAUCAGGUGCCGCAACACUUUGCGCACGGCAGCAACAAGAGCAUGUUGACCUCAUCGAUGAACAGCCAUCACAGUCGCUGCUCGGAGGGUUCGUUGCAGUCGCAGCGCAGCAGCCGCUUGGGUUCGCAUCGAUCGCGUUCGCGCACGCGUGCCUCCGAUACGGAUACGAACAGUGUGAAGUCGCAUCGAAGGCGGCCGAGUGUGGACACCGUCUCGACGUAUCUGAGUCAUGAGAGCAAGGAGAGCUUGCGUAGCCGUAACUUUGCCAUAUCUGUGAAUGAUCUGCUCGACUGUUCGCUGGGCAGUGAUGAGGUAUUUGUGCCAUCGUUGCCGCCAUCGUCGCUGGGCGAACGUGCACCGGUGCCGCCGCCCCUGCCACAGCAGAUGGUGCAACAGCAACAACAGCAGCAGCAGCAACAACAACAGCAACAGGUGCAACAACAGCAGCAGCAGCAACAACAACAACAACAACAGCAAUCAAUCGCUGGUUCGAUUGUGGGCGUGGACCCAGCCAGCGAUAUGAUAUCGCGCUUUGUGAAGGUGGUGGAGCCACCGCUGUGGCCCAAUGCUCAGCCGUGUCCCAUGUGCAUGGAGGAGCUGGUGCAUUCGGCACAGAAUCCAGCCAUAUCGUUGAGUCGCUGCCAGCAUUUGAUGCAUCUUCAGUGUCUCAACGGCAUGAUCAUUGCCCAGCAGAACGAGCUCAAUAAGCAGAAUCUGUUCAUCGAGUGUCCCGUGUGUGGCAUCGUCUAUGGCGAGAAGGUGGGCAAUCAGCCGAUUGGCAGCAUGUCCUGGAGCAUCAUCAGCAAGAAUUUGCCCGGUCACGAGGGACAGAACACCAUUCAAAUUGUCUACGACAUCGCCUCGGGUCUGCAGACCGCUGAGCAUCCGCAUCCGGGUCGCGCCUUCUUUGCCGUUGGCUUUCCACGCAUCUGCUAUUUGCCCGACUGUCCGCUGGGUCGCAAAGUGUUGCGCUUCCUCAAGAUCGCCUUCGAUCGCCGUUUGCUCUUCUCGAUUGGACGCUCGGUGACGACGGGUCGUGAGGAUGUGGUCAUCUGGAAUAGUGUCGAUCACAAGACGCAGUUCAACAUGUUUCCGGAUCCCACCUAUUUGCAGCGCACCAUGCAACAGCUGGUCCAUCUAGGAGUCACGGAUUGAACAACACAACAACAAAAAUCGAGAAAUCUCAAACUCUUCCACACAAUUACACGAAUUCUUCCAAUGUUCUUUAAGUACUCCCUCUCUCUCUCACUCUAUUGCUAACAAAAAUCUCAAUGUGUGUGCAAUCUAUAUUUUUUUUUAUAUACAAAUAAUUGUUUAAUUGUUCGAGCUGCUCGAACACUAAAAAACAAAAGACAAUCCCCAACAAAAAAAAAAAAAGAAAA